Messenger RNA from Meloidogyne enterolobii, 1665 nucleotides. NCBI's taxonomy places the organism in Eukaryota, Metazoa, Nematoda, Chromadorea, Rhabditida, Meloidogynidae. The record is from the annotation of a GenBank genome assembly.
UUUCCGGAUUUCUGGCUAGGAAUAUUAAACUAAAAAGUUCUGAGAAAGAAAGAAGAGGUAAAGGGUCAGCAACGUGAAAAGUUCCAAUGGUCAGUUGGUGGAAAAAAAAGAGGAAAACAAUUAGACGCGCAUCUUUAAUUUAAGAGAAGAAUUUACGCGACAAAAUGAAGCGGCCUUGGACGGUUCAAAUCGGCCGUUUCAGAGUAGCAGCCGUUUCGAAGUAGUUUCAGAGUAGUGUUUUAAAGUUGAAUCGGGCCGUUUCUCGUUUUUUUUUUAUUUAUUUGGCUUGAAAACCAAUUGAUAAAUAAUUUUUGUUUUAUUUUUAGCCUUAAACAUUCUAAGUUUCAAAUGCUUAAAAAUUUUCAUCCCAUAGACCAACAACGUUAUUUUGACCGUAACCAGUUUUCAGCCACGGAAUUGAAUAGAUUUUUUGACAUGGGUCUUGAAAGCAUUUCUCGAGGAAAGUUAGCCGUGAUAACACUUGCUGGUGGACAAGCUAGUCGACUUGGAUCUUCCCUUCCAAAAGGCGUUAUUAACCUGGGAACUGGACUUGGGGCAGAAAAUGAUUCUCUUCUGUUUUUACAAGCUUGUCAAAUUAGCUAUCUCCAAAAGAAGGCUAAAGGAAGAGUUAUUUGGUUAAUAAUGACGAGCAACUCGACAGAUGCAAAAAUACGUGAACAUUUGGAUAUUAUCUUGAAAACGACAAAUUUGGAUUGGAAAAAUGUAAUGGUUUUUACUCAAAAUGAAAUUCCUGCUCACAAUUUUGAUGGUCAACCUCUUUUAUCUGCACCUGAUCGGCCUGUCACUUCACCAGAUGGAAAUGGCGGCAUUUAUCAAGCAAUUUCGCCAAAGCUUCCAGAACUUGAAGAAAUGGGAAUUGAAUACUUUCAUGUUUAUUGUGUUGACAAUAUUCUCUGUCGUGUUCCAGAUUUACAUAUGAUUGGUUUUGCUGUUGAUAAAAAGGCGGAUUGUGUUUUGAAGGUAAUCGAGAAGAAGGAUCCUUCAGAAAAAGUUGGCCAUGUCUGCGUUGAAGAUGGAAAACUCAAAGUAUUAGAAUAUUCAGAAAUUCCAAAAGAACUGGCUGAAAAGCGUGAUCCAAAAUUUCCGGAGAAAUUGUUCUUCCGUGCUGGAAAUAUUGCCAAUCACUUUUUUACUCUCGACUUUCUUAGAAAAGCAUGUUUGGAAUUUGAUUUUCUGCCUUAUCAUGAAGCACGCAAACGUAUACCUUAUUGGGAUCCUGUCACUGGAAAAAACGUUCAACCAACUUGUGAGAAUGGCAUAAAGAAGGAACGUUUUAUUUUUGAUGCUUUUAUUCAUUCAAAAAAUUUUAUGGUCUGGCAAGUGCCCCGUGAAGAAGAAUUCAGUCCAUUGAAAAAUCCAGACUCUGCAGGUGUUGAUUGUCUCUCAACUUGUAUUCGUGACUUUACCUCUGUUAAUGGAAAUGUGAUUAGAGAAAUGGUUAAAGAAUUUUGUAAGAAGGAAUGAACAGAUUUUAAUUAAUGGUUGUUUUUUAGUAUUUAUUUGAUUUUUAAAUUUCUAUUUAUUACGGGAAUAAUUUGUCGGCUUUUCACUUCACUUAGGACUUUCUAUUGUUUUUCACGUUUUUCUACUUAUAUGUUGAUAUUAGGCUAUUUAUGCGAAACGACACUUGUGACUCACUAUUGG